UGGAGUUCAGGCCUUCUAUUUCAGGAUCAUUCCCACAUAUAAGGAAACUCUUUUACCCAAGAUAUGCCAAGUAGAGGAUAGUUGUCAUGCCAUCAGUUUGCGAUUUACUGUCAUGAUAGAGUUUGAUCUCCGAAAGACAUUAUGGGCCAGGGCUAUUCCCUUACCACGCUUUCCGCUGGCUCUGCGGGCAUCGACGUCCCAGAGCUCGCGGACCUCGUAUACGAAAAGUCCUUGGGAACCGCCAGGUUCAUGAAGAGCAUUCGUGCUAGGCACAGAAAUGGUCUCGUUUUCGUUAAAGUGAUAAUGAAACCGUAUCCGAGCAUGAAAUUGGACCCAUAUGUCAAGGCCCUUCUACAUGAACGAGAUAUACUGGAAGAUGUUCCUAAUGCCCUAGGGUAUCAGCGGAUACUUGAGACCGGGACUGGUGGUUAUCUAGUUCGUCAAUAUAUCCACAGUUCACUAUACGAUCGUAUGAGCACACGCCCAUUCCUUGAGGAUAUCGAGAAGAAAUGGUUAGCUUACCAACUGCUUUCCGCCCUCCGCGAUUGCCAUUCCCAUGACGUUUACCACGGAGAUAUAAAAACGGAAAAUUUGCUUGUGACAUCCUGGAACUGGCUAUACUUGUCGGAUUUUUCGUCGUCAUUUAAGCCGACAUUCCUUCCAGAAGAUAAUCCGGCCGAUUUUUCAUUCUAUUUUGAUACCUCUGGCCGGCGGACAUGUUACUUGGCCCCCGAAAGAUUCCUCAUAGCCGGUGAAGAGCCAGAGAGUAGAGGAGUAAACUGGGCAAUGGACAUAUUUAGCGCUGGUUGCGUGAUUGCUGAGUUAUUUCUUGAGUCGCCAAUCUUUACGCUCAGUCAACUUUAUAAAUACCGAAAGGGGGAAUACGAUCCGGAACAUAGCCACCUGUCAAAGAUUGAAGAUCCAGAUAUAAGGGAUCUGAUUGUUCAUAUGAUCCGCGUCGACCCCGAAUCCAGGUACUCAGCGGAGGAAUGCCUCAAUUUCUGGCGCCACAAGGCAUUUCCUGAAUAUUUUUACAGUUUUCUUCACCAAUACAUGGGACUCAUUACUGACCCUUCGUCUGGUCGUGCCCGGCUUGAGCUUAGUCCCGGUGAUCUGCGAGAAGCUGAUGAACGAAUUAACAAAACCUUUUUGGAUUUUGACAAGAUAUCUUAUUUUCUUGGCGUUGAUGUCAAACCUGCUAUUGAUGGAUCAAAUCUUACUCUUCCAACACUUAACUAUCCUAUUUUCCCCCUUCAACUCGAUUUGCCGAACCAUGGCAAUCAACCUCUAACUUCUCAGUCAGAUUCGAAUGAUGGAACACUGAUAUUUCUCACACUUGUUGUUUCAAGUCUCCGAAAUACCGCCAAGGCCUCCGCUAGAGUGAAAGCCUGUGAUAUCCUGUUAGCUUUCGCUGAAAGGGUUCCUGACGAAGCGAAGCUCGACAGGAUUUUGCCUUUUGUGAUGUUUUUACUUACGGAUCGCUCAGAUUUGGUCAAAGUGGCUGCUAUUCGGACGCUGACCCAACUUCUAGCGAUGGUCCGGGUAGUUUCUCCAGUUAAUGCUUACAUCUUCCCGGAGUAUAUCUUUCCCCGCUUACAGCCCUUUGUACCUGGUCCCAAUUCAAAUCCUAGCCCUAUUGUUAGGGCGGCAUAUGCAUCCUGCAUCGCUUCACUUGCACAAACUUCCCUUCGGGUGCUAGAUAUGAUUCAGGCUUUGCGCUCAGAUAUACGCCUUGGGUCGCUUGUUCCUGAAAGCACAGAAAAAGGUUGGACCGAAGAUGUAUCUUAUCAUAAUCUCUAUGAUGUUGCUCGAAUUGAUCUCCUAGAAUUCUUCGAAACUCAUACGAAAGCUCUACUUACAGACAAUGAUGUUUCUGUUCGUCGUGCCUUCCUUGGAUCAGUCUCCAGUCUUUGUGUCUUCUUCGGCAAUCCGAAGGCAAAUGAGGUGAUUCUCAGUCACCUGAAUACGUAUUUGAAUGAUAAAGAUUGGAUACUCAAAUGUGCUUUUUUUGAGGCAGUGGUUGGAGUCGCAACAUAUGUAGGAAGCACAAGUUUGGAAGAGUUUAUUUUACCUCUCAUGGUCCAAUCUAUGACUGAUCCAGAAGAGUUCGUUGUGGAGAGAGUUCUUCGCUCUCUUGCUCGUAUGGCCAAACUGGGACUAUUUCAGCGAUCAACGACGUGGGACCUCCUCCAUAUUGCAGUACGAUUUUUUAUCCACCCUAGCAUAUGGAUACGCGAAGCGGCUGUCCAUUUUGUUGUCACUUCAACAACAUUCCUUUCUCCGGCCGAUACGUACUCCAUUAUAACACCUCUUGUUCGUCCCUUUCUCAAAACUAACACAACAAACAUCUCUGAAGUUCAGCUGUUGGACGCACUGAAAAAGCCACUCUCCAAGAGCGUAUACGAUAUGUUAUUGAUAUGGGUAACUAAAUCAGAGAAAGGUAUCUUUUGGAAGGCCGCUACUCGAGACGGGACGUUUGAUCUAGGCAGCCCACGUACGUCAAGUGCUGGAAAGAUAAGGCAGCGUGGCAGCAGUGGCUCAUCGAGCGCGAUCACAAAAAAUGACGAAGAUGAACAAUGGCUUUCUCGCUUAAGGAAUAUUGGUAUGACCCAGGAGGACGAAUUCAAAUUAUUAGCUCUCAAGGAAUACAUAUGGCGAGUUGCCACAAGACGAGCAAAGGAAGGAGAUACCAGCUCAAAUCCCGGCUUGUCCCACAUUAUAUCCUUAAGUCAGCACGGUGUUACUCUGCAAACGGUCUUUUUUGAAAAACAUCAAGACUUGCCACAACGACGGUCGUCGCCUGACAAAUCGAAAGCACCAGCUGGCGAAAGAAAAGUUCAUACAAUUGCUGAUGCACUUCUUGACGCUUCAACAACAAUUGAUUCCGUUCCUGGAUCGCGCCGUAAAAAUCUCAUACCAAGGGGCAGUGGGCGGAUGGAAAGUGGAAGUUCUCUUAGAGUGCAACUAAAUAUCCGAGACCCAGCUUCGCCUGAAUCGUUGUCACCGACCCCUCCAGUUGGAUCACAGGAUUCUUCAAGAUCCCAAUCAGAUGUGGAGCACAGGGAUGUCACUCAUCGACACCGACCACAACCUCCAUCGGCACGCGAUCGUUCAUUGAAGCGCAUCGAUCCUGACAACCUUUCGGUAGCCCUCCCAGGCGGUGAGGUCUAUCGCCGGCCUUCGGCUAUAAGCCUUCUCAACCGUAAUGAAACCGCAAAAGCGUAUGCCGAAACUUCCACCACGUCAACAAACGCCUUCGGAAAAGUAGACGCUCCCUUCCAAAGAGAACAGCACUUGCCGUCACCGCUUUCGAUGGCGUAUCACUCGAACCUUCCAGCAAAAGUACCACAACAAAAUCGCACAAACCACACAUAUCGCGGCAACGACCCGACAAUACUAAAACUUCUAGAUGCAGUAUUUGCUGAGAAUUACCCUAUAGACUUAUAUGAUUUCGGACCUACAGUUUCUCCGGUCAGCGCUCAUCAUCCUAUCAAGAAAGCCAGUUUCCAGUCGCCAGAUAAGCCUUGGAGGCCCCAAGGAAAUCUGGUUGCAAUGUUCGGUGAGCAUAGCGGAUCCAUCAACCGCGUUGUCGUUGCUCCAGAUCACGCAUUUUUCGUCACAGCGUCAGACGAUGGGACGCUGAAAAUAUGGGAUACCACAAGACUGGAAAAAAACGUAACUCCACGUUCCCGACAAACUCACCGUCACAACAGUGGUGCGAAAGUAAAAUGUGUUACCUUCAUUGAAAACACUCAUACCUUUGUCUCCGCAGCUACGGACGGGAGUAUUCAUGCCGUUAGGAUCGAUUAUCGUAAUAUCAAUGAUGCUGUUCGCUACGGCAAACCGCAAGUCGUCCGCGAAUAUAACCUGUCUUACCUUUCAAAUAUUGUUGGCGAAUACGCCGUUUGGAUGGAACAUUAUCGAUCUGAGGCCCAUUCAAUCCUUCUUAUUGCCACAAACAAGUGUCGAAUUUACGCACUAGAUCUAAAAACGAUGACCUUGUUGUACACCCUGGAAAAUGCAAUCCAUCAUGGAACUCCCACGACAUUCUGUUUGGACAGGAAGCAUAACUGGCUCCUUCUCGGUACAUCGCAUGGUAUCCUUGACCUCUGGGAUCUUCGGUUUCGCUUACGAGUGAAAUCAUGGGGCCUUCCCGCUGGAACCCCUAUUCAUAGGUUGCUUAUACACCCGCUUAAAGGACGAGGGAGGUGGGUAUGCGUAGUAGGAGGCAGCAGCGACGCUGAAAUUAUGGUAUGGGAUAUUGAUAAGGUUCAAUGCAGAGAGGUUUACCGGACAUCGUCGGCACCCGCCAAUAAGGCUAAUGCAGCUGACGACGUUCCCAACCCCAGCAUACGGAAAAAUAUCCACCUGGCAGCAGAUACUAGCUGGAAGAACUAUGAACCUUGGCGUGUUGAUGAAGAUCGCCCCGAAGGUAUGCUCGGGCGAUUUGCUGGCAAUCCUACGUCGCCUGCUGGCGUUGAGCCAAGUGCUGGAAAUGGGGCCAUCUUCCCUUCAUCUAGCAGCAGCGACUACGGUGGCAUCCGGGCCAUUGCAGUCGGUCUUGACGUACCUGAGAAUAGCCUGGAAGGAUCUAAAUGCGGAUUCUUAAUAUCUGGUGGAUCGGAUAGGAAAGUUCGCUUCUGGGAUACCACACAUCCGGAUGCUUCAAUGAUAAUUAGUGGAUUGGGAGUAGUGCCUGACGGGAUCGCCCAGAAACCACGAUACGACACAACACACCCUACUCCUUCAUUAUCCAUCACCACUGAGUGGGUGCCGAUGACUGCAACUUCUCCUAAUGGCGGUGGCAAAGGGCAGGGCUCUACAAAAAAGCGUGGGGACAAGGCUUCGAGUGCUGGACCCACUGCUUCCAGCCGUCCUCCCCGAAGUACGGUAAUCAGCCUACAACAGCAACAACUUUUGAAAAGUCAUCUUGACUCCAUUCUUGAUGUUGCCCUCUUGGAAGUUCCGUAUGGGAUGGCUAUCAGCGUCGAUCGUGGGGGAAUGGUAUACGUAUUUCAGUAG
Molecule: messenger RNA, 5022 nt
Organism: Histoplasma capsulatum G186AR
Lineage: Eukaryota; Fungi; Ascomycota; Eurotiomycetes; Onygenales; Ajellomycetaceae
Product: ubiquitin-binding serine/threonine protein kinase VPS15
Exons: 3
Coding region: 142-5022 (1626 amino acids)
Biological process (GO): protein phosphorylation; autophagy of peroxisome; late endosome to vacuole transport
Cellular component (GO): phosphatidylinositol 3-kinase complex, class III, type II; nucleus-vacuole junction; phosphatidylinositol 3-kinase complex, class III, type I
Molecular function (GO): protein serine/threonine kinase activity; protein binding; ATP binding
Source: RefSeq, a predicted model, not a curated record